AUGCAUUAAUCGUUACAAAUUACCAAACCGGAGAAUGUAAUGACUGAUGAAAUGACCGAUAAACGGCUAACGAUAAUCGAUGAAUUUAUCUUAAAAGAUAUAAAUGAAAAUGAUGAUGGUGAUGGUGAUAGUGAUGAUGGUGAUGAUGAUGAUGAUAAUGAUAAUAUUGCUUGCGCUGAUAUACCUGUCAUUAUUACUGCUGGCGGCCUGGAAGAAAUACGAUUAUUGAUUGAUAGUUAUUGCAGUAUGGUAUGA
Acanthocheilonema viteae is the source of this 255-nucleotide messenger RNA. Lineage: Eukaryota; Metazoa; Nematoda; Chromadorea; Rhabditida; Onchocercidae. The record is from the annotation of a GenBank genome assembly.